AAGUGGCAAGUUGCAACACAAGGGGCCAAAUUACAAAGAUCGUUAGGAUUACGCUGCAGAUGAAGAUGAUGCAUAUCAUUUUUUGGCUACUGUUUCUGCAAAUGCAUCUGGGGCACGCCUGGGUGGCCAGUAACUUCCUCAUGACAGGACCAAAGGCCUACUUUAUCUAUGCAAGAAGCGUGCAGGUGGGCACGCAGAGAGGAUUUGAGGAGUGCAAAUACCAGUUUGCGUGGGACAGAUGGAACUGCCCUGACAGCGCAACUCAACCCAAACGACUGAGAAGAGCCACCAGAGAAACAUCUGUCAUUCAUGCUAUAAGUGCUGCAGGAGUGAUGUACACGCUGACCAGGAACUGCAGCUUGGGAGAACUUGAAAACUGUGGGUGCGACGUUUCCAACAAUGGGAAAAUUGGUGGCAGGGGUUGGUUAUGGGGUGGCUGCAGUGACAACUUGGAUUUUGGUGAAAGGAUUUCCAAACAGUACGCGGAUGCGCAGGAGACAGGGCAUGACUCAAGAGCGGCAGUUAAUUUGCACAACAACGCGGUAGGACGCACAGCCGUGAAGGCGACGGUGAAACGCAUCUGUAGGUGUCACGGCAUGUCCGAGAGCUGCAGCUUGCAGACGUGCUGGACGCAGCUUUCCGAUUUCAGAGAAAUCGGGAAUUACUUAAAGAUCAAGUACAAUCAGGCACGAAAGCUGGACAUCGACAAGAAGCGUGUGAGGGCUGGAAACAGCGCGGACAGCCGGGGAGCCAUCGUGGACGCGUUCGGCCAUGUGGCCCAGACGGAGCUCAUCUACCUGGAGGACUCGCCCGACUACUGCAGGAGGAACACCAGCUUGGGGCUCCACGGUACGGAGGGCAGGGAGUGCCUGCAACAUGGAGCGGACCUGACUCAGUGGGAGCGCCGGAGCUGCCGCAGACUGUGCCACGAAUGUGGCCUGAGAGUGGAGGAGAGGCGCACUGAGGUGGUGAGCAGCUGCAACUGCAAGUUCCACUGGUGUUGCAGAGUGAACUGCGAGGACUGCUCUGAGAUCAUAGUCAAGCAUGUGUGUGCCAAGAGGGAAGCCGGUGAGGGGUAUACUUUUAGGCGGAGACACAUUGGACCCAAAUGAAAAAUAUGACCUAUUCAAUAUUUGUCAUUUUGUCUUUAGCUGCACUUUCUAUUAAUCAAUGUCCAUGUUUCUUUACGUAUAUUUAUGUUUUGGUCUUGCUUUAAUAAAAUAAAAUGUUGAAAAUCCA
Molecule: messenger RNA, 1239 nt
Organism: Girardinichthys multiradiatus
Lineage: Eukaryota; Metazoa; Chordata; Actinopteri; Cyprinodontiformes; Goodeidae
Product: protein Wnt-8c-like
Exons: 6
Coding region: 60-1112 (350 amino acids)
Biological process (GO): multicellular organism development; cell fate commitment; canonical Wnt signaling pathway
Cellular component (GO): extracellular region
Molecular function (GO): cytokine activity; frizzled binding
Source: RefSeq, a predicted model, not a curated record